GGAAAAACAACGAUUCUAGACGGGACCUCCUCAUCAGUCCGGAAGAAUCAAGACAAGCCGCACCCAGCGACUGCUUCAACCUCUCUACAAGUAUCACCCACAGUUGAUCGACUCCGUUCAUCGCCAGCGUUUUCUCGAUCGUUGCUGCCAGCAGAUACCAAAUCACGAACCAUAGAUAGACUAGAACAACACACCCCAGUUACCAACAGAUCGUGCCUCAAAAAAUGUCGUCGCAAGCCCCGAGUGUUGCCCAGGAAGUCUCGGCGAGUCUUUCGGACGGUCCCAGCACCGAGACACGGAAUGCAGAAAUAUGGUCGACGCGGCUACAGCGCGAGCUUCUAGCGUUGACCACGGACAAUGCCUCGGAGGAGGCCAAGACGGAAAUGACCGCCGUCUUGCCGCCCUUUUGCUCAAUAAAGGAGCACGCUUUGGACAUCGAAGCCGGAAACUGCACCGUCACGUGUCUCCUGGACCUUCCCAAGGCGGCGAGCACCGACGGGGACAAGGCGGAAGGAUCCGAAACAACAACUGAGGAAACUGACAAGGCAGACGCUCCCAUCGUUGUCACCUUUGACGUGUCGCUGCAAAAGAAAGCCGACGGAUCCGUGGACACCUCGGCCGUUUCCUAUCCCUUUCUGAAGCCGCUCGCCUGCCUCGCCAGCGGUUGCGGAAACUUCCCGGAGGGAUCGACGAUCCGUGACGGAGACGCGAUCGACAUUGAAAUGGACUGGACGCCCAGCCUGCACCUGUCGGACGCAAUCCUGAAUGUUUCUCUCAAGAUCAAAGAGUGCUUGUCCCAGGGCGAAGCCUUUCACGCGGCAGAGGUCUCUUCGAAGGCCUCCAAGGCCGAGCAGGCCGUCAACGAAGCCGUCAACAAGGCCAAGACGCUCGGGGCCAACCUCGGUGCGAGCCUACGAAACCUGGCGCACAACGCCACCACCGACAAGGACGGCGAGAAGAAGAAGAUCCGGCUCCCGAUGGGACGAAAGAAAAAACAGCGCCCCAAGGCUACGGCCAAAGAGAUCCGAAUCGGAGACGAGAUCAACAUGCUCGAGGCCCCCUGGGUGGACUGUCAGGGCGUGUACUCCUGCAAGGCCAUUCGCCGGCCCAAGUUUGCGGAGGAAGCCAUUGCCCUGGCGGACUCCAAAGACAAGAUAACGAAGGAAGAGGAAACCGAACAGGUGAGAAGACGAACCGCGUCCUUGCUGGACCAAGACAGCGAUCAGGGCCCAGUCCCGGAUGCCUUUGGAGAUUACAUGCGGCAACAGGCCGGUGGCGUCACCCAGGUGUGUCGUGGAAUCGAAUCGAAUUGAAUUGAAUCGAUUAUCUUGUCGUUGUUGUGAGGCAUUGGUUUCUUUGGAUGCUCUGCAGUCUUGAUCUCUAACUUUUGUUUUCCCACUGGAUAAAUAAAUUCAUUUGUUUGCGUUCUCCAAUAUCCACAGGUUGCAAGUGCGGGCUUUGCCGGCGCUGGACUCAUGCUUCAAAAAUUCACCAACUCUACCCGUGGACUCCUGGAAGAGUCGUUCUUAAUGAUCACCGAAUCCCACAUUAUCGAAAUGAGAUCGAACAAAUUGAACCUGAGCACCGGUACCGUAUCCUUUGCCAUUCCCAUCGACAUGAUGGCCAAGCUCAAAUUCCGGCGACAGGAAUCCAUUUCCUUGUUCUUCAAACCCGCUCCUGAGGAUCCUCUCAUCUACAUGUGUCCAGACAGCGCGGAUUGUGUCCACCAAAUCCAGACCGUUUUGAAACGACACGGUGUCAAGGGAAAGCACACCAAUGCGGCUACCCACCGCGCCAUCAACGAGGCGCUUCAGUUGGUUCAGGAGAUCCAAACCAAGGAGCUUGCACUGAAGCACGAUCCCAACAUCGAGCGGGUGAACCAAAUCAUGGAUCUAUACCGACAGGCCGCGGAACGCUUCGAGGUGGCCGGUGAUGUUCGACACGAAGAAGUCGUGACCCACAUGCGCAAGUUCUUGGCGUUGCCCCUCACCGUCAGUGUCUUGGAUGGAAGCUACGUCACACCCACGCGCAAUGCCGACAACGAACCCAUUCCGUCCCCGGUGACCAAGGGAGGCGCGUACGACUCCAACAUGGACUCGCUCCUUUCCAAAGCCGAGACCGACCUGUCUAACAUGAAGGGUAACGACGACAAGGAACUGGACGAUCUCUUUGCCGACGGGACGGACGAUGCUCUCGGAAGCACCGCGGAUACCAUUGCCGAGUUCGAAAACAUGCUCAAGGAGGCCGACAAGGAAUUGGCCGAGCUGAUGGCAUCAUAAUACCACUGCAGGCAUACCACCCACCACCAAAUGGAUGCCAUAUGCAAUCCCCGGUACGGUGGUCGAGAAGGAUCGUUGGAUCAAGCACCCGUGGACCCUUGUUUCCGAGACAACGAAAGUGAAAACACUCUAAAAUCCAAAUCUGAGAUGCAACUCUACCCUAGUGCCAAACACAAAAACAAUAACAUCUGUGUUAGAAGUUAUUGGUUUGUUUGUUCGAAAGCUCUUUCUGUUGUAGCUUGCUAUUCUAAUAAUAGUGGCACUAGCUCAUACAUUAAACAUGCAUUUAAAAC
This is a messenger RNA of Pseudo-nitzschia multistriata, 2572 nucleotides long. The record is from the annotation of a GenBank genome assembly. NCBI's taxonomy places the organism in Eukaryota, Bacillariophyta, Bacillariophyceae, Bacillariales, Bacillariaceae.